This is a messenger RNA of Paralichthys olivaceus (Japanese flounder), 3325 nucleotides long. Its product is annotated as indian hedgehog B protein-like. NCBI's taxonomy places the organism in Eukaryota, Metazoa, Chordata, Actinopteri, Pleuronectiformes, Paralichthyidae. Gene Ontology annotation, biological process: smoothened signaling pathway; cell fate specification; intein-mediated protein splicing. Gene Ontology annotation, molecular function: patched binding; calcium ion binding. The record is from RefSeq and is a predicted model, not a curated record.
GGAGCGCAGUUUCUCUAUUUGAGUCCUUUUUUAUUUUGGGAAAAAAACUUUUUCGGUGUCCUCAUGGUGUCCGGUGCAGCCGAGGUGUUUAGCUUCUCCUAUCCGAGUUUUUCGGACGUGAUGCCGCGACUGUCACGGACGAUGGAGUCGGGACCUGAGCCGGGGAGGCACUGAAGACGGUCUCUCUCCCCAGGGAGAGUUCUCCCUCCCCUUUCCCGGGGCGAUGCGGAUCUCCUUCCUCCCUCUCACCGCCUCUCUGUGUGCCUUGGUCCUCCUCCUCGCACCUGCCUCGGAGGGCUGCGGGCCGGGGAGGGGGUACGGCAAGAGGCGGCUCCCGAAGAAGCUCACGCCGCUCGCCUACAAGCAGUUCAGCCCCAACGUUGCCGAGAAGACCCUGGGAGCCAGCGGGCGACCCGAGGGCAAAAUUACGCGCAACUCGGAGCGAUUCAAAGAACUGACGCCGAAUUACAACACAGACAUUAUCUUCAAGGAUGAGGAGGACACGGGCGCAGACAGGCUCAUGACACAGCGUUGUAAAGACAAGUUGAACUCUCUGGCCAUCUCCGUGAUGAACAUGUGGCCGGGCGUGAAGCUGAGGGUGACAGAGGGCUGGGAUGAAGAUGGCCACCACUCAGAGGACUCGCUGCACUAUGAGGGACGUGCCGUUGACAUCACUACGUCAGACAGGGACAGAAAUAAGUAUGCCAUGUUGGCACGGUUGGCAGUAGAAGCUGGAUUCGACUGGGUCUACUACGAGUCCAAAGCCCAUAUUCACUGUAGCGUCAAGUCAGAACACUCUGUGGCAGCCAAAACCGGUGGUUGUUUCCCAGGUGAUGCUCAGGUUAAUCUUGAGGGAGGGGCUACAAAACAGAUGCGCGAUCUUCACCCCGGUGACCGUGUCUUAGCUUCCUCAUCGACAGAUGGCAGCGGUCCUCUUCUCUACAGCCCACUUUUAUCCUUCCUCGACCGCCAGCCCAACGCCACAAAGACCUUCUAUGUCAUUGGCACAGAGACAGGACUUAAUAUUACUCUCACAGCUGCUCACCUGAUCUUUGCCACAGACUGCGCUGGUGGGCAGAGAGAGCUGAGACAGGAGGACGAAGUUAAAGAUACACUUUUGGGCUCCAUACUGGGGCGUAGGCCUCACUGGGAGGCAGAUCUGAAGUCAGUUUUUGCCAGCGAGGUCCGUCCAGGACAGUGCGUACUCACGCCGCAAGGGAAGGUGGGGUCAGAGGCAGCAUUUUCUGUUGUAUCCUUUGUGGAGGAACAGAGGACCACCGGUCUGUACGCCCCACUCACCCAGCAUGGGUCUAUAGUGGUGAACGGUGUGCUGGCGUCCUGCUAUGCUGCUGUGGACAAUCACCACUUGGCCCACUGGGUCCUAUCCCCACUGAGAUUCCUCUACAGCCUGAUAGGGCCUUUAGAACCGCAGACUGAAGGGCUGCACUGGUAUCCCCGGCUUCUACAGAGGCUGGGGCAAACGCUGCUGGACGCUGGACACUUCCACCCCUGGGGGAUCGAGCAAGGACAUAGAUAGGAUCCACAGAGACACUUCAAUAACCUGUAUUCAGGAGCGCUAAAGGACAGAGCACAACUGUCUCUCUCUCCACAGAGGAAAGCGAUAGAGGGACCACCAAAGACAAUUGAUUUAAUUGUGUAAAUGUAUUUUGUACUAAAUCUACUUGCCUGUAUUUGCUGUACUUCAACAAACUCCAAAAAUUGUACGGAGACAAAAAAAGACUGAGAUGUUUCAGAAGAUCGUAUAAAUGAAUAUCCCAUUUAAAGCUCUAACACCAACACAAAUUCACUCCCGUUCAAUCCGCUCACCUUGGAGAUGAAAAGCAAAGACUGUGACUUAAAGUUUGCAGUGUGCAGGAUUUAUGAGGAUCUAUUGGCAGAAAUUGAACAUAAUAUCCAAAGUGUUGUUUUCAUCUGUGUACAAUCGCCUGAAACUAAAAUUCAUUGUGUUUUUGUUACUUCAGACUGAGCCUUUAUAUCUAGAUCAAGAGAAGGCCCUCUUCCACAGAGGCUGCCAUGUUACGCUUCCAUGUUUCUACAGUAGCCUGGAGCGGACUAACCAAAUAUUGGAUCUAGAGAGGACCAUUCAUCUCUCUUUGUUACCUGAAGGCAACUGUAGAUUCUUCUACACACUUAGAAAGGUAGGGUGAGGGAAGGGGGUAUUCAGUUGGUUGCCAUCUGCAACCUCACCACUAGAUGCCACUAAAUCCUACACACUGGUACUUUAAAUCUAUGGCUUUAAUCAAAAAAGUAGGUAUAGUGAAUUAAGACAAUCAUGUUUCCUCAUUCCUUUUGUACUGUAUUUAUUGUAAUCUCUCAACAUUUCUGCAUUUGAUAUCAAGCUGGGACAUUCUGUUACAGUUAGACAUAAUGGACACAUGAGGAAGAAGGUGAAGGAAACUAGGGACCGAACAUUUAAAGCCUUGUGUGUACAUAGGUAUUUAUACAGUUAAUUGAUUUUAAGAAGAAGAACAAUUGAACUCUACUGUUGAAAAUCAUAGUUUCAGUCUAUAGAGCCUGAGAUGUAUAUCAGAAUAAAUUGACAAAAUAAUAUUUAACUGCAAAACCUCUGAAUCUCAUUAAAAUGUGUAUGGUGAGGUUCUUUGUAAUUACUGAAUGCAGUGUAUCAAUAUGCUGGUGUUGCACUGUAGUUUCACAACCAAAAACAGCCACGUUGGAAACAAUACUGACUGUCAGGGAAUGAUGAUGGACUGUGUCGCAGUGUUUUUAGGUGUCUGUCUGCCACAAUCAUCCAACUUGAUUGUAUCAGACCGAAUUAUAUGGUUCAUUUUUAUGUCUUAAUGUUUUGAUCAGAUAUUUUGUGACAUGUUUUUCAUGAGGUUUCAGAUUUUCAAUUUUCAGGUCAGUAGUCCCUAGGUAAGACAUACACAAUACUCAGGCUGUAUUCAACUACUGUAUUAAGCAACAGCUAUGCAUCUUGAUAAAUAACCUUUAUCUUUAAUCUUGAAUAGAAAAUUUCCUUUACAUUUACAUUUUGUAUUUCAUCUGGCAACCAAGACCUCAUUGGGCCGAGGUUCAGAGAAUCAGAUCUCUAACACUAGGAAAAGAUAUGUGUCUGAAAACAUAUUAAUACACAUGUAGUUCCUUUUACCCAAGUGUCCCUUCAGGAAACACUCAAUGAGCACAUUCUGUGACUCAAGAAAAUUUGCAAUUAUCAAUAGGAACUCCAAGGGCUUUCUUCUAUAUGCCUGCUCAACGAUUUGUUAAAUAUGUAUAUUAAGCUUUUGUUGGAGAGACUAUUUAAAGAUCUAUUUUUAGAAAAUAAUGUUAACUAUUAUUAUUUUUG